GAGCUGAUCUUCUCUGUGAACGGGAGGAAGGUAAUAGAGAAGAAUGCUGAUCCUGAACAAAUGCUGUUGUCUUACCUCCGAAAGAGACUCCGUCUCACAGGAACUAAGUAUGGCUGUGGAGGAGGUGGCUGUGGAGCCUGCACUGUGAUGAUCUCCACAUAUGAACCAGCUUCCAAGAACAUAAAACAUUAUUCUGCCAAUGCCUGUCUAUUACCAAUAUGCUCGUUGCAUGGUGUUGCAGUCACCACUGUGGAAGGCGUAGGAUGCACAAAAACCCGGAUACAUCCAGUUCAGGAAAGGCUGGCCAAGUGCCAUGGCUCUCAGUGUGGCUUUUGCACCCCUGGAAUGGUGAUGUCCAUGUAUGCUUUGCUGAGAAACCACCCUGACCCCUCCAUGGAGCAGAUAGCUGCAGCUCUGGCUGGUAACUUGUGCCGCUGCACUGGGUAUAGGCCAAUCUUAGAUGGCUGUAAAACCUUCUGUAAGGAACCAUUUUGUUGUCAAAGUAAAGAAAAUGGGAACUGUUGCUUGGAUCAAGAAGAUAAACUCAAAGGAGAGAAGUUUUCCACCAAGCUGUUUUCAGCAGAUGAAUUUCAGCCCUUGGACCCCACCCAGGAGUUUAUAUUUCCACCAGAAUUAAUGACAAUGGCUGAAAAUCAGCCAAAAAGAACUCUUGUUUUCCAAGGGGAAAGAACCACAUGGAUUUCACCUGCUAGCCUAAAGGAGCUUCUGGAGCUGAAGGCUAAGUACCCCAAAGCACCUCUCGUGGUGGGGAACACCAGUGUGGGGCCUGAAAUGAAAUUUAAAGGAGUGCAUCAUCCAGUUAUCAUCUCUCCUGCAAGGAUCCUAGAUCUGAAUGUGGUGAGGUACACAGACAAUGGACUAACCCUUGGAGCUGCCUGCAGUCUGGCUGCAGUGAAAGAUGCCCUGGCAAACACAGUCUCAGAACUUCCAGGGGAGAAGACAAAGCUUUUCCGUGCUCUCUUGCAUCAGUUAAAAACUCUGGGAGGACAGCAGAUCAGAAACAUUUCCUCUUUAGGUGGAAACAUUGUGAGUAGAAAGUCAACAUCUGACUUGAAUCCCAUUCUAGCAGUUGGCAACUGUACCCUCAACCUGGCAUCAAGAGAAGGAACACGGUGGAUUUCUUUGAGUGACAUUUUUGCCAAUGGAGUUGGUAACAAUACCCUUAUGCCAGAAGAAGUCUUAGUCUCUGUUCACAUCCCUCAUUCCAGGAAGGGGGAGUUUGUAUCGGCAUUCCGACAGGCCCAGCGCCGGGAAAACGCUCUACCAAUUGCUAAUGCUGGGAUGAGGGUACUUUUUGCGGAAGGCACAGACAUAAUUAUGGACUUUGGCAUUUUCUAUGGCGGCAUUGGCUCUACCACCGUCUGUGCAAAACACACCUGUCAGGCACUCAUAGGGAGGCAUUGGAAUGAGCAGAUGCUGGAUGAAGCUUGCAGACUGGUUCUUAAAGAAGUUUCUCUGCCGGGCUCAGCCCCAGGUGGGAAGGUGGAAUAUAGAAGGACUUUGAUUGUCAGUUUCCUCUUCAAAUUCUACCUGGAAGUGCUUCAGUCAUUGAACAGGAUGGACCCCCAUCUGUAUCCUGACAUAUCGGAGAAAUAUGGGAGUGUGCUACAAGAUUUCCAACCCAAAAUGCCCCAGAGCGAACAAAUAUACCAGGAAGUAAACCCAGAGCAGCUUCCCAGGGAUCCAGUAGGACGUCCCAUCAUGCACCAGGCUGGUAUAAAACACGCCACUGGUGAAGCUGUUUAUUGCGAUGACAUUCGUGCUGUGGAUGAAGAGCUCUUCCUGGCUGUGAUAACCAGUUCCAGAGCCCAUGCAAAGAUUGUAUCGAUUGAUACAUCAGAGGCCCUCAAAGCACCAGGAGUGUUUGAUAUUAUAACAGCUCAGGAUGUCCCAGCCACAAACGAGUUCUACUAUUACAGUGAUCCAGAGAUUAUAUUUGCAAAAGAUAAGGUAAUUUGCGUGGGUCAGAUAGUCUGUGGUGUGGUUGCGGAUUCAGAUGUUCAUGCCAAACAAGCAGCUGCAAAAGUGAAGAUAGAGUAUGAAGAUCUGGAGCCAGUGAUCCUGACUGUUGAGGAGGCUAUAAAGCACAAUUCAUUCUUUGAGCCACAAAGAAGACUAGAACAAGGAAAUGUCGAUGAAGCAUUUGAAACUGUUGAUCAAAUACUUGAAGGGGAGAUCCACAUCGGGGGACAGGAACAUUUUUACAUGGAGACUCAGUGCGCGCUUGUUGUGCCAAAAGGAGAGGAUAAAGAAAUGGACGUGUAUGUGUCAACCCAGCAUCCAGCACUUACCCAGGAAAUGGUGGCCUCAUGUUUAGGGGUUCCAGCCAAUAGGAUCAUGUGCCAUGUAAAAAGAAUCGGUGGAGCUUUCGGUGGGAAAAUAGGGAAAGCUGGUCUGUUGGCAUCUGUUGCUGCAGUGGCAGCAAACAAAACUGGUCGUGCAGUUCGUUUUAUCCUGGACCGGGGGAAUGAUAUGUUAAUCACAGGGGGCCGACACCCUCUCGUUGGCAAAUAUAAAGUUGGCUUCAUGAAUGAUGGAAGGAUCAUGGCUGCAGAUGCCAAAUACUAUAUCAAUGGAGGAUGCACUCCUGAUGACUCUAUUCUGGUAGCAGAGGUAGUCUUACUAAAAAUGGAUAAUGCUUACAAGAUUCCCAACCUGCGGUGCUGCAGUCGCGCCUGCAAGACGAACUUGCCAUCAAACACAGCAUUCCGAGGAUUUGGUUUCCCACAGUCAGGACUGAUUACAGAAUCCUGGAUAACAGCCAUUGCAGCCAAAAGUGGUUUAUCUCCAGAAAAGGUUAGGGAAAUAAACAUGUACAAAGAAACUGAACAAAUAUGCUACAUUCAAGAGCUUGAUCCAGAGAACCUGGUAAGGUGUUGGAAUGAAUGUAUGGAGAAGUCUGAAUACUACAGCAGGAAAACAGCUGUGGAAGAAUUUAACAAGCAAAAUUACUGGAAGAAGAAGGGGAUUGCCAUUAUUCCCAUGAAGUUUCCAUUUGGCUUAUUCACACGUUUUCUAUCUCAGGCUGCUGCUCUGGUUCAUAUCUAUAUGGAUGGUUCUGUGCUUCUAACUCAUGGUGGAAUUGAAAUGGGACAAGGCAUCCACACCAAAAUGAUCCAGGUUGCCAGCCGGGAAUUAAAGAUCCCCAUGUCGAGUAUUCAUUUUUGUGAAACAAGCACAACAACUGUUCCUAAUGCUUGUGCUUCAGUAGCAUCUGCUGGAACUGAUGUCAAUGGAAUGGCAGUAAAGGAUGCUUGCCAGACUCUCUUGAAACGCCUGGAGCCCAUCAUUAGCAAGAACCCGAAAGGUACCUGGAAUGAUUGGGUUAAAGAAGCAUUUGAACAGAGCAUUAACCUUUCAGCUACAGGGUACUUCAGGGGCUAUGAGGCUAACAUGGAUUGGGAGAAAGGGGAAGGCCAUCCAUUUACGUAUUUUAUUUUCGGAGCUGCUUGUUCGGAGGUUGAAAUUGACUGUCUUACAGGAGAUCACAAGAACAUCCGAACAGACAUCGUUAUAGAUAUUGGAUGCAGCAUAAAUCCAGCUGUGGAUAUAGGACAGAUUGAAGGUGCCUUUGUUCAGGGCAUUGGACUUUAUACAAUGGAGGAGUUAAAAUACUCCCCAGAAGGCGUCUUGUACACUCGGGGCCCGGAUCAGUAUAAAAUCCCUGCAAUCUGUGACAUCCCAGAACAGUUCAGUGUUUCCUUGCUGUCAUCCUCACAAAAUCCUUAUGCCAUCUACUCAUCCAAGGGGAUGGGCGAGGCAGGGCUGUUCCUGGGAUGUUCUGUGUUCUUUGCUAUCUGGGAUGCAGUGGCUGCUGUGCGGAAGGAAAGAGGAUUAACCGGGACCUUCACCCUGAACAGCCCCCUGACUCCUGAGCGGAUUCGAAUGGCCUGUGCCGAUCAGUUUACUGAGAUGAGUGCGAAAGAUGAACCUGAGUCCUUCGUUCCUUGGGCCAUCUCCAUAUGA
This is a messenger RNA of Emys orbicularis (European pond turtle), 3987 nucleotides long. RefSeq names its product aldehyde oxidase 1 (gene AOX1). NCBI's taxonomy places the organism in Eukaryota, Metazoa, Chordata, Testudines, Emydidae. Gene Ontology annotation, molecular function: FAD binding; aldehyde oxidase activity; NAD binding. The coding region runs from base 61 to 3987 and encodes 1308 amino acids. The transcript is spliced from 35 exons. The record is from RefSeq and is a predicted model, not a curated record.